Pseudo-nitzschia multistriata is the source of this 1813-nucleotide messenger RNA. Lineage: Eukaryota; Bacillariophyta; Bacillariophyceae; Bacillariales; Bacillariaceae. The record is from the annotation of a GenBank genome assembly.
UAACAUGGUGGACAAGAUCGGAGAWCAUUCGGUGUCGCACCUGCUGCGAGUAGCGCAGGRUGUUGUCGAGAAAAAGACGGAGGGUAGUGUUCUCCUCGACCAGAAUGCGGAGAAAAGGAUUCCGAAAUUCCAAUUGAAAGGUAUGACACUUUGAUUGAGUUGGUCCUUWCACUAUUUUUCKCUUGUUGCUUUCUGCACGUACUCAAUAUUGAAUUGAUUCCUUUAUUGCUGGGCCUUGUAAUUCCGGUGAAUGCAAGAAUUGAGUUUGGGACGUGUAUUGGGUCGAGGCGGAUUUUGUGUUGUCAACGAGGUGACAAACAUUACUCUCCUAGAUGACGAUUUGCAACAACCAAGCGUGGAAAUGGGCAUUGAUGAAAAUUCGAUUCAUAACAUCGUACAGGAUCGGUCUUUUAUGGCCAGACAUACUAUCCGACAGGGAAAGGAUUAUCGAUAUGCCAUCAAAAGAGUCCAAGAUAAGUCCAAAACGGAUGCGCAGCACUAUGUCAAUUCGGUGGUCGACCUGGCAACGGAAGCUCGCUUUCUUGCCGUUAUUCGACAUGCAAAUAUHAUUAAAAUGAGGGCUAUGGAUGAUGGCAGUUUUUAUACCGAUGGAUUUUUUGUUGUGCUGGACAGGUUGUAUGACAUCAUGCCAACACGAUUGAAGAAAUGGAAGAAGAAAGAGGGUGGAACACUCAAGAAGGCCUUUAAAUCGAAGGAUACGAAAAAACUUUUCUGGGUGGAGCGUUUGACUGUAGCAUAUGAUCUCGCUUGUGCACUGAGUUACUUGCAUGGUAUGAGGUACGUAAGGUUUUGCUCCAUCRCCACAGAAAUGAAUGAUGCAUGACAURUKAUGGGGCAAGAGAUAGAAACACUGUCGGGCACUACUUGYUAUAYACUAAUUUUCAUUAUUUUCCUCUUUGUUAUCCGUCAGCGUCAUCUAUCGCGAUCUGAAACCGGUACGUGAAAAUUAUAUCGAAUACACAAAAUGUCUUCACCAUUGUUUCCCUGAAGAAAAUUGUGCUUCUCUCAAAAUAUUCUCUGCUUUGUUUUUGAACUCAAAAUUCUCUGUGAUAGGAUAACAUUGGCUUCGAUGUUCGAGGUGAUGUCAAAAUAUUUGAUUUUGGCCUUGCCAAAGAGAUUGACCCACGAACUAGGCUCGAGGAUGGGACGUACAAACUUACUGGUGAUACAGGAUCUCCGCGAUAGUAAGUAAUUUUUUAGAAUUUUUCACUGGACGGAAGAUUAUGUCUAAUAKAUGUUCUUCUACGACUCGCUAUACUGUGGCACCAAUUUGAUUAGCAUGGCACCCGAAGUUUUCUUGUCAAAAACAUACAAUGAGACUGCAGACACCUACUCUUUUUGCGUUCUAUGUUGGCAAAUCAUGGCAAUCGAAACACCAUAUGACCAUAUUAAAACUAAUAGUAUGCUGAAAAAGUCCGUUGUUGAAGGUGGAGCACGGCCAAAGACAAGAGAGGUUUGGGGUCCCGAAAUGUGCAGCAUGCUCUGUGACGGCUUUGAGGACACMACAAACAGACCGUCUAUGGCCGAUAUUUGCGAACGAUUGCGUAAAGAAAUCAGUAGGCUUUCCGAUGAAGAUGUUGACGUAUAUCUAGACGAAUCUCGGAGAAGUCGYCUGUCCAACGCCGAUUGAAUGAGUGGAAACUUGUCCCUUUGCUCAAACACUGUAUGUGUUGCUUUUGCACAGAUAUUGCAUUGAAACUCCCUGGCUGAAGACCCCCGUUGCWARACAAGGUGAAACAUCACUCCACAGRCUAGUUUGUACUKACUUCGUMAAUUAAUUAUUCUAUUGUAA